Molecule: messenger RNA, 7820 nt
Organism: Sardina pilchardus (European sardine)
Lineage: Eukaryota; Metazoa; Chordata; Actinopteri; Clupeiformes; Clupeidae
Gene: st6galnac3
Product: ST6 (alpha-N-acetyl-neuraminyl-2,3-beta-galactosyl-1,3)-N-acetylgalactosaminide alpha-2,6-sialyltransferase 3
Exons: 5
Coding region: 163-1083 (306 amino acids)
Biological process (GO): ganglioside biosynthetic process; oligosaccharide metabolic process
Molecular function (GO): alpha-N-acetylgalactosaminide alpha-2,6-sialyltransferase activity
Source: RefSeq, a predicted model, not a curated record
GCGGAACGCACAAUAUUUACCGUUAUGAUUACCAAGAUAACAGUAGAAAUGCGUGGCGCUUAUGAAUAAGAGCAGAGUAAUAGAGAACAGGCCGUAUUUGCGGCUGUUGAGAUAAAGAAUCUGCCUACCAUCUUCGGCUUUAGGCUACGUUGAUCAUUGAGGAUGGCCUGGAUAUGGAAGAGGAAGUCGGUGAUGGCGACGGGCCUGAUCGUGGUGGUGUCUCUCUUCGUGGUGCUGGUGAACUACUCGGAGAAGCCCUAUGACCUGCUGCAGCCCGUGUUCGGACAGAGUUUCAGCGGCCACUGGAUGUUUUCGCGGCAGCCCACCAAGACGUACAAACCCCACCCAGGCUACGUCAGCGUCCCCAAGCAGGAGCCGCUGAAGCUGCACUGUGACGUGUGCAGCGUGGUGUCCAGCUCGGGCCAGAUGCUGGGCCAGCAGGCGGGGCCCGAGAUCGACCGCUCGUCCUGCAUCUGGCGCAUGAACAACGCGCCGACACGGGGCUUCGAGCGCGACGUGGGCCGCCGCACCACCCUGCGCGUGGUCUCGCACACCAGCGUGCCGCUGCUGCUGCAGAAGCCGCAGCACUUCUUCGGCCAGGCCAACGACACCGUCUACGUGGUGUGGGGCCCGCUGCGCAACAUGCGCAAGGACGGCAAGGGCAUCGUGUACAACAUGCUGAAGCAGGCGGCCGACAACUACCCGCGGGCGCGCAUCUACGUCACCACCGAGGAGCGCAUGAACUACUGCGACAUGGUCUUCAAGAAGGAGACGGGCAAAGACCGCAUACAGUCGGGGUCCUACCUCAGCACGGGCUGGUUCACCCUCAUCCUGGCCAUGGACAUGUGCAAAGAGAUCCGCGUGUACGGCAUGAUCAACGACACAUACUGCAAGACGGAGGGCUACCGGAGGGUUCCGUACCACUACUACGAGGCCGGGAGCCGGGACGAGUGCGCCGAGUACCUGCUCCACGAGAGCGCGCCGUACGGCGGUCACCGCUUCAUCACCGAGAAGGCCGUCUUCGCCAAGUGGGCCAAGAUGCACGCCAUCAAGUUCUUCAACCCAGAGUGGCAGCUCUCAUGACACACCCACCAUCACACACGCGCCGCAUCGCGCGUGCACACACACACACUCAUACGCACGCACACACACAUAUAUACAUACUGUACACACACACACACCAAUACUACCACCACUUUGUGACUAGGCACAGAGCUCUCUGAGCUGUGAGGGACAACGUAGCACUCGAAAGGACCUCUCCUAUCUGCACGCACCUUAGAGAGAGGACACAUUGGACACGCAAGUGCAGGACGUCCUGUGUGUGAGGCUCUCCGAGCCCCCUCUGCUGUGAAGAGUGUGUGAGGAGGAUCCAGUCCCCUUUUUCAAGGUCAGGACCCGACUGUAACCGUUUGAGGUUGGAAGCAGUGUAUUGGUCUCUCUCUCUCUCUCUUUCCAAUAGACAAUCAAGCGCCAUUGUUUGGACCGGUGCACUCACGUGAACAAAUCAUGCUGGCUGACGCCGUGCGGUGUGCUAAAGUGAGGUGGUAACCUUGUGAAUGUUUGUAUUCCUACACUGUCCAGCUGUCGAUUUCUGCACCAGAGCAGCCACGGGAAGGUCAUUCAAGCAAAGGCCAUCGUGCUGCAAGAGCUGCUGCUUGACAUUCACAAGAUGACGAGGAAGUGCAAUCAUAAAUCAUAGAUUUUUUUUUCUCUCACUCUUUCUUUUUCUUUAUUUCCCUCUCUCCACUCUGUCUUUCUUUUUCACAAGAAAAAAAGCUGAAUUUUUGAAUCUCCAUGUGAUGCACUACCAAUUCGUAGAAAUAUGAAAUAUUUUGGGCUACAGUCAGUGUUUUUUUAGCUGAACAGACUGUUUCUCACCAAGGCUUUUUCCUGCAGUGAUCAAGGCAUCACACGGAUCAAAAGUUUAAUAUUCUUUGUGUGUGGAUGAAAUCCUUCAUCACCCUUCCCUUGCCCAAGACCUCUAUACACAUUCACACGCACACACACACACACACACGCACACACGCACACACACCAAAACUCAUUCAGUCUUUUGGCAAGAAAGACAUGGGAAUGUCAGAAUCUGUUUGCCCUGAAAGCAAGCAUGAAAUCUCAUAUGAAAUUUAUCAUUCAAGAACCCACAUCUGCAAUCCAGUGCCACGUGAGCGACCUGCAAGACUUGCCGUUCCGUCCCUUCAAAAUGCCCACAAUGAUUAAAAAUAUAGCGAUUGAUUUAUUUGGGCCCAGAACAAUAUUUGCUUGAUGCUACCGUGCCGUCCCACCCCCACCCCACCCACACCCCACUCUACAUUAAUCAUCACCCAGCACACACACACUUCACAGCAAUAUGUCACAACACAUUAGAGCCCUCUCGUCCAAGUGCCGUGUCUUUGACAUUAAUAGCAUUAACAGCAUGGGGUCAAGUGCUGCAAGCUGCAUGUCCCGGCUUCCAUUAGCCCGGGCGGAACACCAGUAUCACUGGCGCGACCCUCCUGUGCCAUGCUGAGCCGAGCCGUGGUGUGCCAUGGUGUGCCAUGGUGUGCCACCGUGUUGUGUCAUGUGGUGUGGUGUGGUGUGGGCUGCCAUGGUGUGGGCUCCUCUAUCUAAAUAGAAGUGUGUGCCUGACGUGAUGACAUGGCAGCCACUGCAGAGUGGAACACAGUCGUGCAGGGCAGUUCCCCUCCCCACCCUCCCCGGACUAUCACCAUCAGCCAUCUCUUUGAGCCUCGCCUUUGUGUCUGUGUCUGUGUGCGCCAGUCCUCAGCCCUUCCCUUCUACUGUCUAGUCUCCUUCCUUGUUCCUCCGCUCUUUUGUCCUCGGCUUUUCUUGGCUUUUGGUUAUCAAGGAGUGUGUUUCUGAGAAUAGGCCCAUAAUGCCAACUGUCCACUAAAUGUGCUGACCAGACUAGUGUUCCAUGUGAUUGUUCUAAGCUCCAAAGUUCCAUAGUUCAGCUCAAGCUCCCUCUGAAUCUACUGUCAUUCUCACUCAUUGGGCUAAUUAUGUGGGCGAGAAUGAAAAAAGACAGAGUAACUAAAUGUCCAGUUGGCAAAAGUUGGAAAUCACUUUUUAUUCUGGGCCAUUUGUGCCUUUAAAUGUAUUUGAUCUGCUUUAAUCUGCACAAAAAGUAUCCAGAAAUUGAAAAAAGAAUAUUGCUCCUCCUUACUGCAUUGCAUUCUCAGUUUUUGCCUGGUUGUCACAUCUCCCCUGGACCCAUGCUUAAACUAAUCAGUAAAUAGGGGAGGGUGGGACACAUCAGGCUUACUCCCUGCUACCCUCCCCACCCACCCACCCACCCAUCCGCGGCUACAGUCUGGGCCCCAGGAUGGCGCUCCGAGGAGCGGCCGAGGCGGGCACGGCCCAGAAGGUGCUCGCGGCCACACGGCAUGAUUAAUCAUUUCUGGAGCUCUCGGAGCGGAGCCGCCGCACAGCCAGCAGAUGAGGCAGAGCAGCCGGGGCUUCCCUGCUGGGCGGCCAGACUCAUCUGCACACGCUCCGCAUCUCAUUUUCUCCUCUCUCUCCUCCUCUCCUCUCCUCUCCUCUCCUCUCCUCUCCUCUCCUCUCCUCUCUUCUCCUCUCCUCUCUUCUCCUGUCCUCUCCUCUCCUCUCCUCUCUCUCCUCCUCUCCUCUCCUCUCCUCUCUCCUCUCCUCUCUCUCUCCUCUCCUCACCUGUCUCUCUCCUCUUCGGUCUUCUCCUGUCCUCUCCUCUCCUCUCUUCUCCUCUCCUCUUCUCUCCUCUUCUCUCCUCCUGUCCUCUCCUCUGCUCUCCUCUCCUCUUUUUCUCCUCUGCUCUGCUCUCUCUCCUCUCUCUUCUCUCUCGCCUCUUCUCUCUCCCCUCUCCUGUCCUCCAACAGCUGUCCACCUGUCUGGUGCACAUACUCUGCAUUCACAGAAGAAGAAAAAGAGCAAAAGAGGGGUUCAUUAGAAGUCUGGAUACAGGAGAGGAACGCUAAAGGGCAGCUUUGGUGGGCUUUUUUUCAACCCAUUCCUUAUUCAGCUCCAAUUCGACUAAUUUAUAAAGAAUCAUUAACCAAUGGAUGUACUUGAAGAGUGAUUUCCAGCUAUUUAUAUUCAAGGACAAACUCUUAUAAUAUAUGAGAAUAUCAAAAUUCCCCCAGAAAACGUUCUUGUUAUUCAAUAAUAGUCCAAAGCUCCUGACCCGGUAACAAUGAACAGUACACCUUUUACGGUGAUCCAAAAAAACCUGAAUUUGUGACAACAGACAUGAUUUGCUCCAUGAACCGUUUUCUUAUCUGUUAGUGCAAGGCACUCUCUGUUCCUCUCUCUGACCCCCCACUCUCUCUCUCUCUCUCUCUCUCUCUCUCUCUCUCUCUCUCUCUCUCUCUCUCUCUCUCUCACUCUUAUAUAUACUGUACAGUACACAGAGAGAGAGAGAGAGACGGAAGUCUUGUUGUGCGGACUGUGUAAAUAGGUUUUUGAGCAGCCUGUGAUUGUGACUGUUUGGCAGCUCACUUGGUUCUCUCUGAUUGCAAUAAAACGAGUACUCUACCACCACCACCACCACCACGGCUACCGUCCCCUCCACCACCCUUCCCUCCACCACCCUUCCCUUCCCUUCCCUUCCCUUUCCUUCCCUUCCCUGCGCUGUGAGCAGGUGUGCAGCAGCCCCUCAGCAGUUCCCCCCUCCACCCCAGCCCAAGCUGAGCCAGGGCCCCAGGGCCCCUGGGCAGGGAAGACAGACGUUUGGUAAAGCCAACAGGGCAGUGGGAGAGUGGCCGCGUCAAAGGGGAGGCUGAGUGCAACAGCGCCCCCUCUUUGGCUCCAUGACGUGUCGCGGCCAUGGGAACGAGCGAGCUUUAGGGUCUUGUGCUUCGGGAAACCUGCUGUGAACCAGCGGCAUUGCCCCUGCGUUGUUUUCCCGGAACGUUAUUUUUUUUUUGCGGAGACGGGACACCGCAGGUUCAGAAAGCGCACACACUGCAGGAAUUCUGUGCGAAAAAACCAUCUGGCCCUGCUAAUUGGCACAGUUCUUCAGCCAGGCGGUGUAGCUAAUGAGUGAAAUCAGAUGGCUAAGCGCAUGGAUGGAGCCGCUAAAGGGGAAAAAGCAUGGAGGCACUGCUGCAUUCUGCACUGGGUCGAUCCCACCGCUGUGUCCACCCUCAACUGGGACGUGGUCAUCAGGCAGCUCUGGAAGCUUCCAUCAGGACAGCUCCUGAGCGAUAUGUCAAAACAGCCUGCCACUACACUUUUCCUCACAGAUACUCACUGAUAUUGUCAGUGGUAUGCCUUUUUUUUUAUCACACACACACACACACAUACGUUUGUAGCAUUGUUGGUUGGGCCACCAGCCAAGCCAAGAGAAAUAGGCUAUGAAUUUAACAUUUCUGUCUUUGCAUUUCUUUUCCCUCUUUCUUUCUUUUGUUUCUGUCCUUUUUGCUCGAUAGAAAUGCAGUUUUCUUACCGUGCCCAGACAUGGAUGACUGACCUCUAAUUCAGAGGCGACAGUUAUGAUUUUCCCUUACCAGACUCAAGUGCAUUUUAUUCCUCUUCGAAGGGUGCAAGGCUUAGACUCAAGCACUUUUAUUUCAUUCAUAAGUGUCCUUUUUCUCUUUGUUUGUUUGUUCUAGAAUAUUUAUGAAUCAGUCUUCAGUUAACAAUCACCUAUUAACUAUUCUGGCAUUCACAAUAAUAAAACAAUGUCAUUCAAGGUUAUAGUAUUUCCAGUAUAUAUCAUUCUUUCCCAUGCCUGUUCAAUGGGGAGAAUGGCACAUCACGUUCAUGUCAGUAUGAAAAGAUCUGAAGUCUCGUAUAGACAUUUUGCCUUUGGCUUUAAUGUAAGCAACAGGAUUACUGAAUAUCUCAGUAAAUUAUUUGGUCGAGUUUGAUGAGCAAGCUGUAUAAAGAAGUGAACUGUAUUUUUAAUGGACUUUUAGGUCUUUACAUUCUUAUCCCCUUGGGUGUCCUAAAUAUUAUAUUGGUGAUGAUGUUAAUUCUUGAGGAUUUCUUUUUUAUAUUCUUCAUUUUUAUGGCUACUAUGAAACGGUGGCAUUUUCACAAGUUCAUGAAAAUGAUCAAAUGUGCAUUUAAUUAUUUCAUUAAUAUCCUUGAGGAUAAAACUAUACUGCUCCCAUCUCACAGAUGAUCGAUGUGUAGAAGACUUUGAUGAAAAUUCUUUUGUUUACUGUAGACUAAAAUGGUGAUAGCGAUUUCAUGUUUGCCUUACUGUUGAAAACCAGUCAUCUUGUUUUUAUUUUCUUUUUUUUAAAGGUGGAGUGUAUGGUCAUUGUUGUCCUUUGCUUUUCCAACUUUAAAAACAUGCCUAAAACAAGGGGGAUAGCAUGAGCACACUGAAAAACACUGUGUAACUUGUGUCAUCCCAAUGCGUUUAUCUGUGACCACGUUCUGCUCCUUUAGAUUCUAGUGUACGACACAUGCUAUUUCAGUGUGUUGGGCAUCAUCUAAGGCUGUGCGGUGUUGACGCGCUCUUUUAUAGAACCUCACAGAAAUAGUCCAACAUCUGCUUCAUCCUCACCCAGCAUUACCCCUCUCUUCUGCAAUCAGGCUCCCAGUGUUUACAUGCAGACAGAGAGUCUCGCCACACGUCCACAAUCCACCUCCACAUCAGCUAUUCUGUUUGGGACAAUCCCCUGCUCUAAAUAAAUGCCUGUAUGGUGUUGGAGGUUGAAAGGUCUGCAUUGCAAUUAGCUUAGUGUGGACGAGCGGGGAAUGUUCAAUGUUGAAUUAAGUCUCUAAUGAAGCGUAUCCGAAGAAAAGGCCCAGAGACAGAGGCGUAUACGUAAGGCUGAGGAGUGAAGAAAGCUGCACUAAAUUGAAUAGAUUUUCUGUAUGUUCUUGAUUGCAUGUGUCCAAUGUUUGAUAAUGAUGCCUCUAUUGUAUUUUCUUUUUCUUUUUUUUUUCUUUGUGUCCAUGGUUCCAUCCAUUUUUUUGUGUCCAGGGAGCGUGGGUGUAUUUGAGAGAGACUCUGUGAUCGAUGGCUUUGUGGCGAUUUUCCCAUCACUUCUCAUUUAAGUGCAAAUGAACCAUUGGACAGCCAAGGGAAAUGGGCUUUGUUAAAUGUUCAGUUCGCCUUACCUUGGACAUAUCUUCCCUUUCAAACAAACAUAACCCUUCAGUCCUUCAUUCUCUGAAUUUAUAUUGUGUUUUUUUUUCUUUUCUUUCUGUGAAGCGUCCUCGUCCACAAUUUUAAGUCUUACAGAAUGUCGAUUUGCCACUCUCUUGUGUUACUGUGUGGACGCGUGUGGUUUUAUUUUAGUGGCUCCCCUCAUUAUGAGAGACACAUUUCAGCUGGAAGGUUCUAGUGUCCCUCUGCCCUGAACAGAACAGAUGGUUCUACCAUAUGUACUUAAGUGCCACCUAGGCCUUUGGACUGAGCUGUAGUAAACAUAGACAGAUAAACAGAGCAGUGCAUUUCUGGGCCAGUAAGAAAGAGAGGACGUGUCCAAAUUUUGUCAAAGGACAAAGUUACCGAGCAUCUGUUCUCCUUGUGGACCCACGCGACUCUCUGAAGCACAAUAAAGUGUUAAAAUAUUUUGCCAAUGUUUUGCCAUGUUUCUUUUUCCCUAUCUCUGACAUAUCUUUUGAAGGAAUCUUGUGUUAUGUUUGGAUCAUUUGAUGUCAUUGAGGUUAUUGUAUUGUGUUCCGUAUGUACUGUCAGAAAGUUGUCUGCUGCUUCUGCUGAAGCUGAUUUCAGUGUUUCUGUCUGUCAUUUUAAUUUUUUUAUUUUUUAUUUUUUGUGUGUGUUACACUUUUUUGUGUUUCGUGCCCUCAGUAAUUGUACCACAUGCAUUUUUGUACUCUCUGUCAGCCUAAUGUUCACAAUGAAUAAAUGAUAAUAAAUUGUU